Molecule: messenger RNA, 2943 nt
Organism: Condylostylus longicornis
Lineage: Eukaryota; Metazoa; Arthropoda; Insecta; Diptera; Dolichopodidae
Gene: Orc3
Product: origin recognition complex subunit 3
Exons: 7
Coding region: 557-2653 (698 amino acids)
Biological process (GO): DNA replication; DNA replication initiation
Cellular component (GO): nuclear origin of replication recognition complex; DNA replication preinitiation complex; nuclear pre-replicative complex
Molecular function (GO): DNA replication origin binding
Source: RefSeq, a predicted model, not a curated record
CAAAAAAUAUUGCAAAUAAAAAUACUGACACAACUAUAAGGACUUAAAAGGAAAAGUGCAUAUUUAUUUUUUAAGUAUUUAUCGUUACUGAAAAAGUAAUAAGAAUAGAAAAAUAACUACAAUUUGUGUGCAUGAAUAUUCCUAUCCUAUUAUAGUAAAGGAUCGAAAAGUUGCCUUUUAAGCAGAAGCAUAUUAAAAAAAAUUUAUUAAAUUUACAUACAUACACACCUACUUCAAAUUUUUGAUUUUCGAUUUAUGGCUCCUAUAGCAAUUUUGCAGUUUGAUAUGUAUUUUCGUAAUUACUAAUGUGAAAAUGCAAGAACGAUUCGGGAACUUGUAAAUAAAUAAUAUCUAAAAAGUGUUUCGUCAUUAUUGCAAAACGAAGUUAGUGUUGUGCAAUUUUCUGUGUGACUGAUACAAUCAGCUGAUGAAAUUAAUGUCAUAUUUUCGCGCUUAAAGUAGUAAGAAAUACAAAUGGAAAAAUUUUAGGAAAGGAAGUGGAAACUUGGUUAAAUCUUUAAAAAUAUAAAUAACUGAUCACGUAAAAAUAUAUCUUAUGAUGGAUGAUACUGUUUCCGUGGCAAAGGGUGUUUUUGUCUACAAAAACUCUAAUUUUAAAAGAUCAAUGGGAGAUACAACAAAAAAAAAGUCAGCUAUAAGAAAUUUAAAAGAGCAGUUGUCCUAUAAAACCUUUACAAAAAUUUGGUUUUCUAUUCAACAAGACAUUUCUGAAUUGCAAAAGGAAGGUUAUACAAAAACGAUAGAAGAAGUAGUUAGCUAUGCUGCUAACGCACAUAAAGAAAACUAUGAUUGCAUUUUACCGAUUGCAGCUUUGUUAACCGGAAUUAAUCACCCCGACCAUUUGGAGCAAUUUGAAAAUAUAAAGUCUGAAAUUUUUAAACGUUUACACGCAAGUGUGGCUAUUAUUCAGUCGCGGGAUUGUGGAACGUUGAAAUAUGCCAUAGAAACUAUGGUUCGAAAUUUCAUUGAAGUAGUAAAUAAAGACGAAACGUUUAAUGAAAUUCCAAAAAAAAUUCGAAAAUCACAAUGUACAAUGCAAUCACUAGAAAACUGGUACGUUAAUCAAUCUUCUGGAAAGGAACUUCUGUUGGUGGUAAUAAUACCCGACUUUGAAGGAUUUAACGCUGAAAUUUUGGAAGAUUUUAUAUUAAUUUUGAAUUCUUACUGUGACAGAAUUUCAUUUGUGCUUAUUUUGGGAGUUGCAACAGCAGUAUGUGCUAUUCAUAAUACGUUAUCAUAUCGCGUUAUAAGUAAAGUAAAGCUAAAAAUAUUUCAAACUAAUUCAGUUAUGAAUUCUUUUAAUAAGAUAUUUGACGAAGUAGUUUUAUCUCCAAAGUACAGUUUCAAUUUAUCAGGGAAAAUACUAAAGUUUCUAAGCGACAUUUUCUUGUUUUAUGAUUUUUCUAUAAACGGAUUUAUUAACGAAUUUAAGUAUUGCCUUUUGGAACACUUUCUACAAGAUAAUGUUUUUUCAUUAUGCAUAAAUUUCCAAGAGUCUCUUGAAAACUUAAAAUAUCUUACACAUGAUGAAUUCGAAGUUUUGAGACAACUACCAUCAUUUCGUCCUUUUGUUGAGAGUAUAAAAAAUCCUGCCAAAAUAUUAUCAAUGUUCAUUACUAGUAAAUACUGGUUAAAAAAGGUCGUCGAUUUGUUAAAAAAAUGCCAGAUUUACUUCAAAAUUUUUCGGUGUUUUAUAGUGUUUUUAACAAGUUUAGUUGGAGAUUUACCAAACUCCCCACUUGGGAAGCACAAAAGGGAGGUGUACAUUUAUUGUUUGUCUAAAGACUUAAUUGAAACGGAAUCUUUUCGUGAGUGUUGGAAAAUUUUGGAAUUAUUUUCUAAAGAGGAAUUUGUUUUCAAAAUAAAUAAAGCAAUAGGCGAUACUACACACUUUAUUGCGAGAAAUUUAACAAAUGGCGAAGUCGAUUCAGAAUGUCAAGAGUUAAUUUUUGGAAAAUUUGAUGCCAUCAAAACUUUAUUGAGAUGUAUAGAAGAUGCUGACAUAGAAAAUGAACUUUCAAAUGUUACUGAAAUUAAUCGGCAAGAAACUCAAUUUGAAUUGGGGAAAUUAAAUCGACAUCAACUGAAAGAAAAGCUUUUGCAAAUGUCGAAAAAAGCAAUUCCUGUUUCUAAUUUUAUUCGUUCGAUACAACAAAUAUUAGAAUAUAUUAAGAUUGAAAUAGUUUUUAAACACUUAAGUCCACCGGACGUGCACGGACUAACAUUUUAUGAAUUAUUUACCUUUUCUGAUUUAACAUCAAUUCGUAGGCAUGUUAUGGGAAGUCCACGGGGUUCAUUGCAUACUGCGCUAAAUGAUCCAAAUUUUUAUUUACAAUGCGACUGCUGUGAAUUGGACUUGCCGCAAACUAUAAAGAACACAUUACCUGACAUUUCAAUUGCCUACAAAUUGCAUUUGGAAUGUGGUAAACUUAUAAAUUUGUAUGAUUGGUUACAGGCAUUUCGGUCAAUUACCGAUUAUCAAGAAGAUGAUAAUGAUCAACAAAUUGAUCCAAAGAUUCAAGCAAGUUUUACAAGAGCUGUUGCGGAAUUACAGUUUUUAGGUUACAUUAAAACUUCUAAACGUAAAACGGACCAUGUUACACGACUAACUUGCACGUGGAAAGUGUUAUAACCUGUACUGUAACUAUGUUUGUACAUACAUACAUACGUACACAUAAAUGUGAAUUUCGGUUUACUUACAUAAUGGUAAAAACAUAAUAAAAACAGUAUACUGCAAUGGCGAAUGAUAUCUAAUCCUAACACAGAACAGCUGCGAAACGGGAAAAUCAGUAGUUAUUAGAUUAGACUUGUUUCGAAAACCCGCAUAAAGCAAAGUGGUCGUGCUCCCAAAAUUUUCGAGGAGAGUCUCAAAGAAACGUUAUUAAGUGCGUUUUGAAAGUUUUAGAAAAGCUCGGUCAUUGU